Messenger RNA from Nezara viridula (southern green stink bug), 2327 nucleotides. NCBI's taxonomy places the organism in Eukaryota, Metazoa, Arthropoda, Insecta, Hemiptera, Pentatomidae. The record is from the annotation of a GenBank genome assembly.
AUGACACAGUUAAAUAAAAUAGUUGAACAUAAGCAUAGUAGUAAGAUAAAAUUUAACAAUUUAUAAGGGCAAUAGAAUAAAUCUCAUUUAAAAGAACAUAAAUAUAUAUUAAAAUUAUUUACAAAAAUUGUAUACAGGUUAUAUACAUUAUAAAAUAGAUCAACUUAUAAAAACAAAACAUUGUUACAGAUUAAAAGCUAGCAUUUCAUUAGCUAGCUAUUCUUUUAACAUUUGAUUUUUUACUUAAUCUUUCUCUUUUCCUUUUAUAAUAUUCUCCUUCAUUGUCAAAUCUUUUUUUGGCAAGAGAACUAAUAAACCGUUCAUGAAGAUCAAUAUUUUUGAAAAAUUCCAAGUGUUUUUUAAUAGACUCUUGUAUUUUCUCUAUAACAUUAGAAUCCGAUUGAGUACAGCCAUCAGAGUUGAUUUCAAAUAGUAACAAUGGCUUACAUUCAUUAUUUAAAAUAGUCCAUAAUUUUCCUGGUUCAUUGAGUUUAAAACAAAGAGGGGUAUAAUCAGUUUCCACGACUUUCCACAAUUCACAAGAAAUAUUGGCUCCUGUGUUUUUAAUACAGUGUAUCAAUACUGAAUUAACCCUGAACACUGAUGAAAUUAAUAAUGAUGAGUUUGAAUCAACAGCUGAAACCAGACCUCUAUGAGAAACAAUCUGAGAAAUCUCGUCUUUCUUCAGGUUGGAGAUAUCAUCUACAAGAGAAUGUACUAAUAGUUCAGCCCCAACUUCAUAUGACCAAAAUCUAAUUGUACCAUCGCCUCCUGAUGAAACUAACACUGAUGUGUCAUGAGGAAUCAGCUGAACAUAUGUAAUAAAAUCUUCAUGGCCCAAACAAUAACUAUUAAUGACAUAUGAUUUUGGGAACAAUGAGACUCUUAUCUUCUCAUCUCUAUCACAAGUUAUGAUAAAUUUUUCAUCAGGAGUCACUAAAACAUCUAGGAGCAUAGAGACAUGGCCUAGCAACAAGGAACCAGGUGCACUGAAGUCUGCCAGAAGAUGGAGGUAAACAUCACCACUUUUAUCAGCAACAAUUACAUUGUUUCUAGGUGUGAACAAAACCUUAUUAGCCGACCUCUGAAUAGUCUUUUUUCCAAUCAAUUUCCAAUCACUAACAUUCCAUAGGCUUAAAUAUUUAUGACAACAACACACAAAGAGUUUCUCACAAGACGAAAAUGAAGAAGACACUAUAGGGGCAUUUCCAUCAAAUGUCUCACAAGAGUUUUCGGACGCAUUUUCCUUCACUAAGUCUGUAUGUCGGUGCAAUUCAUGAACACUAAAUGAAUUAGAGUUUAAGUCAAUAGCUAAUGUGUGUGUUUCAUUAGAUAUUGCUAUGUACUGCGAAGAGACUGAUAAAUCAAUCAUAUUUGUUUGAUAACGUAAAAUAAUAGAGAAAUCUUUAAUCAUAUAAACUAUUUAACUAUUUCUUAAUGAACAACAUCAAGUAUUUACUAACAUAGCACUCACGUGGGAACAGAACCUUCUUCUGAACCUAUUGACUGAAGCAUGACUGAUCGACAACGAUUUUUGUCGAUUUUAACCAACGCCCAUCAAUGAGCUCAGCGCUGAGUUUAGGAACUUGUCUUCAUUUGCUGUUUCAGUUUUGCAGUUGUUUAUAACUUGUACUUGUUUAUAACCUGUGUUUGAAUUGUUGACAGUCUGCUUUCCUCUGUUAAUAGAUAGGCUAUGUGUUUUGCUUGGUAUUACCAUGAAAUUUAUUUAAUUAAGCAGUAAUUCAAAAUGGGAAAAAGAUACUACUGUGAUUAUUGUGAUAGGUCGUUUAUUGACGAUGCUGAAAGUAGGAGAAAACAUUUAAAAAGUGUUAAUCACGAGAGGAAUAGAAAAUUACACUAUCUUAACUGUAGAGAUUUAAAAACUUUAGUAGACGAAGAAAGUAAGAAGGAAGAAUGUAGGAGGUUUAGAAGUACAGGGUAUUGCCCUUAUGAAGAAAUAUGCAAUUACACACAUUACUCUAAAGUAGAAUUGCAGAUAUUUGCUGCUGAAAUUGCGAAAAAAGAAAAAGAAAAAGCUGACAGUUUGAAUUUGCCAUGUAUGGAAGACUGGCUUAAGAAAAGAGAAGAUAAUUUAGGUAAAUGGAAGAAUUUCAAAUUCGAGCAGUAUCAUCCGCUUCAAACUUCUGGUGUAUUACUACCUCCUUCAUUACUUCCACCUACUUUAGAGCAAAUGCGUAAUACACAAUUUGAGAAGUGGGGUUGAUGGCUAUAAUUGUUUUUUGUGUAUUUAUAAAGUGUUAAUUAUUUGUAUUAUAUCUUAUUUAAAUAAAAUAAAUUUAAUAUAUUUAAAAAAGAAUGAAAGUCUG